UUUUUAUUCGGUCGGGUUAUAAAGCGCUUUCUUCCGCCACGCGCAGCGCCAUUUUGUGAUUGUUCGCUGACUGAUGCAACUAAACAUUUAAAUUGCUUUACUUCAGUAUUUUUACUAUUUUCCUGUUGUAUUACCUUUGACGAAUAUCAAGUGACCUCAUUUAUAAUAUGUGAAACGAUGACAGUGAAUUUGAAUCAUGAUUUGUGACUUAACCUUCAAAUAUGAAGUGCAGAAAACAAAUUACAUUGUAAACUCCUGCAGCGCACUGGCUGCUAGACAUCUAAAUUGCUUAGCUACCAAUUGAUGUCUACCAAAUGAGUUUCAUCCUGCCUGGUUAAAUAAGGAAUAAGGACCUCAAUUUAGGCCCUCCAUACCUCCUAAAAAUACAUUCAAAUGAUGGUCAAAUUACUGUGAGUUUCUUGAACUACAAUAAACAUGUUGAGUCAAGAAAUGGAACCAGAGUUGGAUGAUGGUGAGGAUCACUGGGAACACCAGAACAUCCAAACACUGUUGAAUAUGUAUCUACAAAACAUUGACAAGUUUAGAAACCCUAAAAUUAGGAAAAAAAGUGUCUGGGUUGAUAUAUCUAAUGCCGUAGGCAAAGGGCCUGAUUGUUGCGAUAAGAAAUUCAGAAAUUUAAAACAAACCUACAUUAGAUUGCUUAAGAAGAAGAAUAGAAAUGGCACAGCCAACGUCAAAUGGCCUUACUUUGAAAUUUUUGAGGAAAUAUACAGUGAUAAUGGUGAAUACCAGCCAGAUAUACAACAGAAAAUAGAAGAGAGUGCGACAGAGCGGACCGUUGCUAAAGCUUUGUUGACAAUGAAUUCCGCUUCUAAAUUUGAACCGGAGAUACCAGAAAAUGGGGAAAGUUCAAGUGGGCAAACUGAAGAAAUGAAAAAGAGGUUGACUAGAAAACGGCAUGCGGAGUUCCGGAAGGUUACUCUAGAAAUGAGAGAUCGGCAGAGGCUGGUGGAGGAGAAGCUAGAUAGGCUAAUUUAUAUAGUGGAGGAAUCCAAUAACAUACAGAAAGAGAGGAACCGACUAUUUGAACAGUUUUUAGAGAGAGUUAACCAAACACAAUGAAUGUUUAUAUAAUAAUAUUAUGUGCAUAAUAUCAGUUU
Messenger RNA from Cydia amplana, 1121 nucleotides. RefSeq lists its product as uncharacterized. The coding region runs from base 436 to 1083 and encodes 215 amino acids. The record is from RefSeq and is a predicted model, not a curated record. Lineage: Eukaryota; Metazoa; Arthropoda; Insecta; Lepidoptera; Tortricidae. The transcript has a single exon.